Messenger RNA from Microplitis mediator, 867 nucleotides. RefSeq names its product protein D2-like. The record is from RefSeq and is a predicted model, not a curated record. Lineage: Eukaryota; Metazoa; Arthropoda; Insecta; Hymenoptera; Braconidae. The transcript is spliced from 4 exons. The coding region runs from base 142 to 750 and encodes 202 amino acids.
UAGUGGUUUAGUAUACAUUAGUUGUAUACUUAAUCCGCUUGUUAGAUCGUUUAUUGUUUCCUUUUUGUAGUUAACGAUGAAAAAAAAAAUUUUAUUUAACAAGACUAUUGUUUUAAAAUUGCUGGUGAAGCUACAAGUACGAUGAUGAAAUAUUUAAUGAUUAUUGCCAUUGGGAUAAUUGAACUAGUAAAUGCUGAUAUCGAUUCGGCAUUUCGUGAAGCUGAAAUUAUUCCUGGUAUUUUAAUUAAUCCACCAGAUAACGAGUUAGAAGUAACGUACAGUUCAAAAAAAGUAAAUUUAGGCAACGAAUUAACGCCAACAGAAGCUAAAGAUAUACCCGAAAUUAAUUACAAACAUGAAAGUGAUGAUUUUUAUACUUUAAUAAUGACAGAUCCAGAUGUUCCAAGUCGCAGUAAUCCAUCAGUUCCUGCAUUCUACCAUUGGAUAGUCGUAAAUAUACCUGGUGGUAACAUCGAAAAAGGUCAAGUAAUAAUCGAUUAUAUUGGACCAGGACCGCCGAAAGAUUCAGGACUGCAUCGUUAUAUUCUGUUACUGUAUAAACAACCGGGAAAACUAUCCUUCGACAACGAACGACUUGUACCUAAUACCGAAGCAAAUGGACGAACUGGUCACUCAGUUCAAUCAUUUGCCGAUAAAUAUAAAUUCGAUGAUCCUAUUGCCGGUAAUUUUUUUGAGGCUUCUUACGACGAGUAUGUUCCUAUUCUACAUAAACAACUUGGACUUAUAUAACUCGCUACUGUAAAUUAGUAUUUUUAAUCAUCAAUCAGUAAUAAUUCCUGAUUUAUUCAGUGACUUAAUUUUUUACUAUUGAAUUUGUGAAAAUUCUUAUUUCUUCUCUUUUAAUAA